UCAUUUUGGUGGCCCGACCCUUCCAAGCAACACCAGCAGCAGCAGCAGCAGCAGCAAGGACCGUCACCCUCGCAGUCCUCCUGAACCUGCCAGCGCCGAAGAACACCAUGGCCAGGACGAUCCUGACGGCACUGUUGCUUGUGGCGGCGAUCGGCGCGGCGUUGGCGCGGCCCGAGCCACCAAGCGGCGCCUCGUACCCCUACCCCCGCGACGACCCUCAGCAGCGGCGGCCACACCGCCCACAGCAGCACCACCAGCACCACGGCCAGGACGGCGACGAGCAGCCCGCCGAGCAGUACGGCGCGCCGCCCAGAGGCAUGACGACGUACAGGUCGAGCCCGAUCGGCUCUCAGCAACAGCGACCUGGGGCGAGCAACGGCAGGUAUCUCCCUCCCGCAGGAGUCAGCGGUGGCGGCGCUCCUCGCGGCCGUUCUGGCCCCUCCCCGUCGGGCCGCCAGCAGAAACCUGGUCGCCACGGCCAGCAGGGCUCCUACGGUCAACGGGCUUCACAGGGACCUGUCUCAGGACGCGGCCAGUUCGGCGGACAAGCGGCCGGCCUCUACGGCAUGGCGAGGAUGGACUACCACGACGAGGAUCACCAUCACGCCGCCGGCAACAGCCUCGGUUCCGGGGCCACCUCCUCCGCUGGAUAUGAAUCGGGCGCCAACGGCCCCUCUGGAUAUGAAUCGGGCACCAACGGUCCCUCUGGAUAUGAAUCGAGCGCCAACGGUCCCUCUGGAUAUGAAUCGGGUGCCAACGGCCCCUCUGGAUAUGAAUCGGGCGCCAAUGGUCCCUCUGGAUAUGAAUCAGGCGCCAACGGUCUCUCUGGAUAUGAAUCGAGUGCCAACGGCCACUCUGGAUCUGGAUAUAAAACUGGUGCCAACGGUCAGUUUGGAUCCGGAUACGAUUCAGGCGCUAACCGUCACUCCGGAGGUGGAUACGAAUCGGGGGCCGGCAGUCAGUCAGUCUCUGGCUAUGGGUCGGGCGCCAACGGCUACCCUCGAUCUGGAUAUAAAUCGGGAACCAACGGUCACCACUCGGGUUCUGGAUCCAACUCCAACGGUUACGGAUCGGGGCAGUUUAGGUCCGGCAAUGGUCAUGGCCAGAGCCAAGGUCACGAAAAGCAGGGUCUCGGCCACGCCCAGGGCCACGGCCAGCAGACCCGCGGUCAGGGUGCUUUCCGCGGUCAGUCACGCCAGGCUGCCCCCCGCGACAUGUACGGCCCUCCCAACGGCUACCCGGUGGCCUUCGGCAACCACGGCAACCAGGAUGACGACGACAUGUCGGAGGACGCCAUGUACCAGUUCGAGUACAGCGUGGGCGACGACCAGCAGCAGCAGCAGCAGGGCAGCCACCGCGGACAGCAGGACGACGACAGCGACGUGCCCCAGUUCGGCCAGCACGAGGAGCGCGACGGCGAGCUGACCCGCGGCAGCUACCACGUCCUGCUCCCGGACGGCCGCCUGCAGCGCGUCGACUACGAGGCCGACGAGCGCGGCUUCCGACCCACCGUCAGCUUCGAGCAGCAGGACCCGAGCCAGCGAGGGGGAGCCGGCGGCGGACCUUACUAGGGGCCUAACUCACGCGCCCCGCCACGCCACGCCGCCCGCAGAACCAAGGAACUAUUCGGGCGCACACAUUCCUCACGGGGAGCAUAUCGUGCAUGCCCCUCUGGUGAGGCGGGUCCAGUGAGGGGGAGGGGCGCCCUCGGGGGCGAGCAUGGCGGCGCCCUGCUCAGCGUGCCCAGCACGUCAGCGGUGUGUGCGGGACGUGCGGGCCUGCCGCGGGGCGGGGCGCAGCGGGGCGCGGGGCAUUCUUUGAGGCCCCCACGCCAUGCCACACCGCGCCGCGCUCGCAGGCGCCUCCGCGGUCGCACAGGGCGCGCCUGCCUGCCUAUGGUACCUCUCCCUCCUCCUGCCCUUCUCUGGAGGGGACCAUAGUCGUCGUCGCCGCCGCUGCCGACGCGCCCGAGCGAACGUUGCGGUCGGAUCACCCUGCACGACUUCAUCUUCAUCACCACCACCACCACUAUCAUGGUCAUUGCCGUCGUGUGCAGCCACUGUAGUCGUAGUCAUUUGUGUGUAUGUGUGAGAAUGAGUGUGUGUAUCCCUGACCUUUAUGUGUAUCAUAGUGUUUGAUGAUGCGUGCGUCUGGCUCGCCAAAAGCACGCUAAUUUAUUUUUCAUUCGCUUUCUGAUGGGGAGAGCCGUUCUCUCGUUCAUCUCUUCAUAUCUCGACCCCCCAUCUCGUAUCUGCUAGAGAGAGAGAGACAGAGAGGGGGGGGGGGGAUAUAGAGAUAGAGGGAGAGACGGGCAGUCUCGGUAGAAGAGCGACGAUUAUUUCCCCACCAGAGCAAUAAAACUGCGCCCGUGCCGCGCUGCCGCAUCGCA
Frankliniella occidentalis (western flower thrips) is the source of this 2389-nucleotide messenger RNA. RefSeq names its product spidroin-2-like. Bases 108 to 1571 code for a protein of 487 amino acids. NCBI's taxonomy places the organism in Eukaryota, Metazoa, Arthropoda, Insecta, Thysanoptera, Thripidae. The transcript is spliced from 4 exons. The record is from RefSeq and is a predicted model, not a curated record.